This is a messenger RNA of Lachnellula hyalina, 1557 nucleotides long. It is a transcript of the gene grisea, whose product is annotated as Protein GRISEA. The transcript has 2 exons. Gene Ontology annotation, molecular function: DNA-binding transcription factor activity, RNA polymerase II-specific; copper ion binding; RNA polymerase II cis-regulatory region sequence-specific DNA binding. NCBI's taxonomy places the organism in Eukaryota, Fungi, Ascomycota, Leotiomycetes, Helotiales, Lachnaceae. Gene Ontology annotation, cellular component: nucleus. Bases 1 to 1557 code for a protein of 518 amino acids. The record is from RefSeq and is a predicted model, not a curated record. Gene Ontology annotation, biological process: intracellular copper ion homeostasis; intracellular iron ion homeostasis; positive regulation of transcription by RNA polymerase II.
AUGCCUCUGAUCAAUGGAAUGAAGAUGGCCUGCGAGCCAUGCAUACGAGGCCAUCGAUCUACGAAAUGUACACAUGCGUGCGAGAGACUGAUGGUUCCAGUGAGGAAACCUGGACGGCCACUCAGCCAAUGUCCUCAUCCCGGAGGAGAAUCUUGUAUGUGCGGAAGUGUGACUGCGGCGAUUCCAAGAAAGCAAGCGUGCCAUUGUGGAGGUGAAGCAUCGCCACCACUGGCCGCACAAAUUGUUUCCCGAACUAUUACAGCCCAGGGAGUGUUGGAGCCGCUUUCACCUACGAUAAAUACAUUCAAGGUCCAAAAGUCCUCUCGACCUCAGUCCAGCAGGAAACAGUCCUUUGACCCCGCGAAGUUUGAGAGGAUGGAUAUGAACAACGUAAAUGUACUUCCGUUUGAACAGCGAGGCCAGGUUGCACCACUCGGUAUGGCUUUACCAGAAGGAUAUCCAAUGUCGGCUCCUCCAGCUGGGAUUUAUGGUUAUGCCCCACAAUAUACCGGUAUACAACAGCAGUAUCAUCCCAACCCAACGAAACCGCUUCCUAUGCCAUAUGACAAUGGGUUCACGAGUGGGGGACAUUCUCGAAACGGUUCUUACGGAAUUGAGAGUCCUAUACCUAUACCAGCAACGAAUACGAACGGCGAGUCAAUGAAAGCUACAAGUGGAGGCUCAUGUUGCGCUCCUCAGCCUCCUGUGAAUCUUGUAAAUGUCGAACCUAAGCCUGUAGCGAAUGGCAGAUCUUGUUGUGCGCCCAAGCAGAAUAACCAGAGUACUUCAAUUGCAAGCACUAUUCCCAAACCCGAAGAGAUAACAGCAGGGAGCUGUUGUGCUCCUAAACCCACGAUACCGAAGGAAGAACCAACGUCGAUGAACGGAACGCCACUCAAUAUGAGCCCAGCGAGCUCACAUCAGAUGCCGCCGCAACAAAGCAUGCCUUUCAAUCCUGCGCUUUAUCACCGGUUUCCUGCUCCGGCGACUGUCUUUACCUACCCUGCAGCAUAUGGAUCCUUUCAAAAUCCACUACAAAUGUCCGCAUGGCAGCAAGGCAAACAAUCUAAUUAUUAUUCUCAACCACAACCAGAAGUCUCGAUACCCCCUGAAGCUCCAUCAUUCAACGGAUCGCUCAUGCCUGGAAGUAUGGACACUGUACAUACCUGUAAUUGUGGUGACACAUGCCAAUGUAUCGGCUGCGCUGCCCAUCCGUACAACGUCGCAACGCAGAAUUAUGUACACUCUGCAUGGGCAUCUAUGUCGAUGGAGCAGCCGUCUGAGCUCUACACCGACGGCCAAAACCCCAUCCCAACCACAAAUGGAAAUAUUCCUGUGCAACCCCAAAACGUCGACCAGAUCUCGUCUCCGACCGUGCACACACCAUCUAGUACGACAUCGGGCAACGGCGAGGAACAAAGUCUUUCCGCUUCCGAUUUCUUCUUCGUCAAUUACCCCUUCUCGGAUGAUAGCUGUGGAGGCGACACGGUGACCUGUCCGUGUGGUGAUGAUUGCGAGUGCUUGGGUUGUACGAUACAUCGCCAGCCGAGUAUGUGA